UGAAUCUUUGCGGCGGCUAUUGUUUCAGGAAGAUGGUUGUCCAAGAGUUCACCGUCGAUCUCAACAAGCCUCUUGUUUUCCAGGUUGGCCAUCUCGAGGAGCGCUAUCAAGAAUGGGUUCACCAGCCUAUUGUCAGCAAGGAAGGCCCACGUUUCUUCGCAAGCAAUACCAUGGAGUUCUUGACACGCACGAAAUGGUGGGCUGUGCCGGUCAUUUGGCUUCCUGUUGUCUGCUGGAUGUCAAUAAAAUCUAUCAGGAUGGGUCAUGCCAUUCAUGAAGUAGCUCUUAUGGCUUCAUUCGGAAUAUUCAUUUGGACGUUGAUCGAGUAUACUUUGCAUCGCUUCCUAUUUCAUAUUGAGACUAAAAGCUACUGGACAAACACAGCGCAUUAUCUUCUCCAUGGUUGCCACCAUAAGCACCCCAUGGAUUCUCUCCGUCUUGUAUUCCCUCCUGCUGCAACAGCAAUCUUGUGUUUUCCGUUCUGGAAACUGGUCGUCUUCUUCGCCACCCCAUCAACCACUCCUGCGCUAUUUGGCGGUGGCCUACUGGGCUAUGUGAUGUAUGAUUGCACUCACUACUACUUGCACCAUGGACAACCAUCCAAAGAUCCAGCUAAAUACCUCAAGCGGUAUCAUCUCAACCACCACUUCAGAAUCCAAAACAGGGGCUUCGGCAUCACCUCAACAUUCUGGGACAUUGUUUUCGGGACAUUGCCCUCAUCGAAUGCAGCUGGAAAACGCUAUUGACACUCGUAUGAGAUCUUUGUGAUCUGUGAUAAUUUAGAGAACUUGCAGUACAUUGUGGUUUUGACAGAAAAUAUGUCAUUGAGUUCGGUUCAGUGUGUCAUUUCAUUCAAUGUCUGGUGGUAAAUUACAUUGUCUGUUCUGAUUUGAACUGUGAAGAGAUUUUGAAUUUUGAUGCCUUAAUGUUUGUAAUUGUGUCAGGGAGCUACUGUCUACAGCUAAGAUUCGACUUUCAAUUAUUGCAUCAAAUAAAAAGCUCCAUUUUGAUGUA
Phragmites australis (common reed) is the source of this 1014-nucleotide messenger RNA. Its product is annotated as dihydroceramide fatty acyl 2-hydroxylase FAH1-like. NCBI's taxonomy places the organism in Eukaryota, Viridiplantae, Streptophyta, Magnoliopsida, Poales, Poaceae. The transcript has 6 exons. The record is from RefSeq and is a predicted model, not a curated record. The coding region runs from base 33 to 746 and encodes 237 amino acids. Gene Ontology annotation, molecular function: fatty acid 2-hydroxylase activity; iron ion binding. Gene Ontology annotation, biological process: fatty acid metabolic process; lipid biosynthetic process. Gene Ontology annotation, cellular component: membrane; endoplasmic reticulum.